Messenger RNA from Oppia nitens, 2574 nucleotides. RefSeq lists its product as uncharacterized. The record is from RefSeq and is a predicted model, not a curated record. Lineage: Eukaryota; Metazoa; Arthropoda; Arachnida; Sarcoptiformes; Oppiidae. Gene Ontology annotation, biological process: spermatogenesis. The transcript is spliced from 3 exons. Bases 167 to 2548 code for a protein of 793 amino acids.
GUGUGUAAUGGGUGAACAUCUCUAUACACUAUGUGUUAUCCAAUAGUGAGAGAGUGUGUCAAUCAUUAGAUGGUUUGUGACUUUAGGCGCCAUUAGUUGUAAUGACUUAUAGUUUAAAACUAUAACUUAAUUAAACUAAUUGUUGUAAUCCUUAAGUGACUAACUUAUGGAUCAAUUGAUAAUUAAACCAAAGUUUAUGCGUUGUAUGAUUACCAACAUAUCRGUGACCAGCGAUGGCAUUGAGAUCUGGAGCCAAACUGAUGUCAAGAGUUGCACACGUGUUAAGCAAUUGUUGGAUUCAUUUCAUAAGCAUUUAAGUGAUUUGUUUGCCAUGAAGUCAUUGCUGAUGACAUCGGCUCCGGUACCACAAGUGGGGGACACACUUCUCACACAUAUGGCCAAUGAUCUGCACUUCUAUCGGGUUGUCGUCACUCAUGUGGAUCAACAGUCUAAUAGAGCUCURGUUUCAUACAUUGACUUCGGAAGUGAAGAUUGGGUUCAAUUCAAACAUCUAGUCGUUUGCGAUCAACUCUUUGAAGAGAAAUCUUUAGCUCAAAGAUUUUUCUUGGCUGACAUUAAACAUAAAACUAAUGGAUGGGAUGUCGAUAAAGUUGUUUCGUGUCUCAAUCAGUUCCUAAUGCAUAGCUUUCAGUGUGAAGUCAUCGGAAUCACUAAAAACACUGAAUGUAUUCGUGUUUACGAUAAUUAUUUGAAUCAGCCUUUGAUUGCCAAUUUGGUUCAGUAUUGCGAUGGAUAUGUUUUGUAUGAUAGCAGUGCUGAAGAGGUUCUCAAAGCAUUGGAUAUACCCAACGAUAAUAAUGUCUUUAAAGCGACUAAUAAAUAUCUGAAGAGUGAAUCUGUUAAUACUGACACAAGUGACACAAUUAAGAAGAAAAUAAUUAUCAACGGAAAUAAUAUGUAUAUGCAUUUUGAUGACAGCAAUGCUAUACUAUGUCAUCAAGAAUUUGCCAAAACUUUUGCUAUUAUCGGUAACAAUAAUCCCGAUCUAAUUAAGACAAAUGCCAUUAAUGAUAUACCAAAGGCUACUAUAUUGACAAAUGGCGAUACAUUCAAAGCAACUAAAUUAGCUAAUAAUGAUAUACCUAAACCUACUGUAACAUCAAAUAUGCAUUCAAUCAAUACUAUUGAAAUGGUAAAAGUUGACGUAUCCAAUGCUUCCGAAUUAACAAAUAGUAAUACAUCCAAAGCUAUUGAAUUGGCUAAUAAUGAUAUAUCUAAAGCUAUUGAGAUACCAAAUACGUCCAAAUCCAAUGCUAUUGAAGUGUCAAAAAGUGAUACAUUAAAAACUACACAAUUGACUAAUAAUAUAUCCAAUACCACUAAAUUGUCAAAUGGGAAUAUAUCAUAUACUACUGAAUUAAUAAGUAAUGAUAUAUCCAGUGUGUCCAAUGCUAUUGAAUUAGCAACACAUGAUAACACAUCUAAAUCUAUUGAAAUGGCAAAUAGAGAUACAUCUAAAAACUUUGAAUUGGAUAAUGAAAAUAUUCACAAAACGAUUGAAUUAGUAAACAGCGAUAAAUCCAAAGAAGUUGAAUUGGCUAAUAAAGAUGUAUCUAAAUCUAUUGAACUGGUAAAGAGUGAUACAUCCAAAGAGGUUGAAUUGGUUAUUGAAGAUAUAUCUAAAGCUAUUGAAGCUACAAACUGUGAUACAUCUAAAGAUACUGAAUUGACUAAUAAUAUAUCAAAUGCAACUGUAAUAACAAAUGGUGUCACAUCUAAAGAUACUGAAUUGGUUGAUAAAGAUAUUUCCAAAACAAUUGAAUUAGUAAACAGUGAUACAUCUAAUGCCAAUGAAUUGACUGAUAAUGAUAUGUCUAAACCUAUUGUAACAGCAAAUAUAAAUUCAACCGAUGCUAUUGAAGUGCCAAAGAUUGAUGAAUGCAAUGCUACCGAAUUAACAAAUACUAAUAAAUCCAAAGUUAUUGAACUGAUAAAUGAUGAGACAUCUAAAGAUAUUGAAUUGGAUAAUACUAUUAUAUCAAGCGCUACUGUAUUGACAAGUGGUGACACACUUAAAACUACUGAAUUAGUAAAUAGUGAACCAAUCGAUAAUGUGUUUAUAUCAGCCACUUAUUCGGAUAUGACUUUCUAUUGUCAAUUGUCUUCAAAGUUUGAUGAAAUUAAUGCAUUAACUGAAAAUAUGACACAAUAUUAUAGUAAUAACAAUACCGGUAUAGUCGAGGCAUUAGAUAUAAAAUCUUUGAAAGUAAACGAUACAAUUGCUGCUCCAUUUAGUGGUGACGGUCAGUGGUAUAGGGCAAACAUAAAAGCGAUUAAUUCGGAUGAAAUUGACAUUCAAUUUAUUGAUUACGGAAAUACUGAAAAAAUAAAUGCAAACAAAUGUCGAGUUUUGAAAGCAGAUUAUUCCCUAUUGAAACCACAGGCAUACAAGUGCUCACUGGUUAAGGAAUCUCAAGUGACUUAUGAUGAACUCAAGAGAUAUGAAAACGAUAUGAUUGAAAUAGUUAUUGAUGUCAUUCAUAGUAAUGGCAAUGAUUUGAAAGUCAACAUAAAACAAGUCAAUUAAAUAUUAUUUAACUAAUUAAUACUUAC